Molecule: messenger RNA, 894 nt
Organism: Salvia hispanica
Lineage: Eukaryota; Viridiplantae; Streptophyta; Magnoliopsida; Lamiales; Lamiaceae
Source: RefSeq, a predicted model, not a curated record
AUGGAGCGUGAAUUCUUCACAAAUCUACCACCAGAUAUGACAAUCAACAUCCUAUCGCGGCUCUCUAUACGAGGCAUUGCAAUCAGCAAAUGCGUUUGCAAACCAUGGCUCAAUCUAAUCGAGUCCAACGACAUCGUCAAAUCCAAAAUCAAAACCGCAUCUGCCCUAGUUCAUUUCACGCCCUCGGCUCGAUGCACGAUUUUCGAAAUCGACGAUGAAGACGAAUCUGAUUUGGAGAGCCAUGAUCUUCACUACCAUCCACUCACUGAUUUGGUGAUCCCUCACCCAAGAAGAGAAUCAAUGGAAGGUAUCACUGCUAAUGCAUUGCUUCUUCUGUACUCAAAAUCAACCAAAUAUGUUCCUCAUGUUUACAUAUGCAAUCCGAUGACUCGUGAAUAUACUGAUCUCUGUUUCCCUCUUUACAUCUCGAAACGUGUGUUCAAAUUUGGAUUCGGUGUGAGCAAAAUAAGUGGGAAGUAUAAGAUAAAUGGAAGCGCGUUGAAGCUGGGGCUGCUUCUGGUUUCAUAUUCUGGGGUCAAUCCUUUUUAUGUAAUCACAACCUCCAUUGGAAGGUUGGGAAAUGAUUUUGUCAUAUGGCUGAUGAAGGAGUACCAAGUUGAGGAAUCUUGGACCUUAGAGUACAAGUUGAAUAUUGAUUCUGAUUUUGAUCGGUUUUGUAUGCUUGUUGACCCAAUUAAACUUUUCAAAGAUGGUGACAUUUUGAUGUUGAUGAACAAAACUCGUCUCAUCUACUAUUCCAACAAGACAAGAACUUUUGAACAUGUGGGUAUGUUUAAGGAUUUAGAGGCGAAGAAUUAUAUUAAUGGGGAGAUUCGUUGUAGCAGUUUCAGCGGUAGGAAACCUUCUGAAAUUGGGAAUUUGAGGCUGCUUUGA